Molecule: messenger RNA, 365 nt
Organism: Paramecium octaurelia
Lineage: Eukaryota; Ciliophora; Oligohymenophorea; Peniculida; Parameciidae
Source: the annotation of a GenBank genome assembly
AUGGCUACAUCAUAUCUGUAUUUUUUUUUAAUUAUUUUAAUAUUCUUUAACAGUUAAUCUGUUUGUAUUUUGAAUUUUAGAGAAGACAAGUAAAGUUAUAAUUGUGUGCUAUUGAAAGGGGAUGAGUUAUUGUAAUCUUCAGCCAUUAGGAAAUCGAAAGAGGUAUCCUGGAUAGAUUUAAAUCUAACUUAAAGGUGUUAUAGGUUUAAACCAAAAAUUGAUGAUUGAAGGAUGUAUGAAUUUUUUAGUUAAAUGAGCUUGCUAAGUAGAUUAAAAUAAGAAUUGAAGCAGAAAAGGUAGAAUUAAAUAAAUUAUAGAGUUUUCCCAAAAAAUCCAAUUAUAAAGUGAAAUACAGUUCAAAUUGA